This is a messenger RNA of Physcomitrium patens, 2225 nucleotides long. RefSeq names its product putative tocopherol O-methyltransferase, chloroplastic. The record is from RefSeq and is a predicted model, not a curated record. Gene Ontology annotation, biological process: methylation. NCBI's taxonomy places the organism in Eukaryota, Viridiplantae, Streptophyta, Bryopsida, Funariales, Funariaceae. Gene Ontology annotation, molecular function: S-adenosylmethionine-dependent methyltransferase activity.
UGCCAGGUGUUGUCGCGGCGACUAUCACUGUGUCCGUCCGUCGCUCCGUCCGUCCGUCUGUGUUGUCUCCAUCUUGGGAAGGGGGAACCUGCCGCGAGCCUAUGGGAUUGAUUGAAUGAGAGAUAGAUCGCAACGAAGCUGAAGAGGCCCAGGCGUUGCGUGUUGAAGGGCCUGUCUUAGUAGCGCUCCCUUCCUCCUGGCGAUUCUGUUGGAGUUGUCGCAGAGUUUCGACAACUGUCAUAGCGAUGGCUGUCGCACUGGGAGCAGCAGGUUCUUUUGCUGGUGCUGCUGCAGCACGGGCCUGGACUUGCAGUAGCAGCAUCAGCAGUUGCAACGAGAUCCGGACCCGGUCGACGAGUGUCACGAGUGCGCAGGUUUGCGGUCUGAUAAGGGCGGAUGAUGAGGUAGGACGACGCGGCGUCAAGACGAGGAGUCUGCGGUCUGGGGGGGUGGUGAGGCGAGCUGUGCAGCGGACGGAGCCGGAGCUUUACGAUGGCAUCGCCCACUUCUACGAUGAAUCGUCGGGCGUAUGGGAGGGCAUUUGGGGGGAGCACAUGCACCAUGGCUACUAUGACGAGGAGAUUGUGGAAGCCGUCGUUGACGGCGAUCCUGACCACCGGCGAGCGCAAAUCAAGAUGAUUGAGAAAUCUCUUGCGUAUGCUGGCGUUCCUGAUAGCAAAGAUUUGAAACCGAAGACGAUCGUCGAUGUGGGUUGUGGGAUAGGGGGAAGCUCACGUUACUUGGCCCGGAAAUUCCAGGCCAAGGUGAAUGCCAUCACGCUCAGCCCAGUGCAGGUUCAGAGAGCCGUAGACCUUACUGCCAAGCAAGGCUUAUCUGACCUCGUCAAUUUCCAGGUAGCGAAUGCCCUGAACCAGCCCUUUCAGGAUGGUUCGUUUGAUCUCGUGUGGUCCAUGGAGAGCGGCGAGCACAUGCCAGACAAGAAAAAGUUUGUGGGCGAGCUUGCACGAGUAGCAGCUCCCGGCGGUCGCAUUAUCCUGGUGACGUGGUGCCACCGUGAUCUCAAGCCCGGUGAAACUUCUCUCAAGCCUGACGAGCAGGAUCUUUUGGACAAGAUUUGUGACGCAUUCUACUUGCCAGCCUGGUGCUCGCCGUCGGACUACGUCUCCAUAGCCAAAGACUUAGGCCUGCAGGAUAUCAAGAGCGAGGACUGGUCCGAGUACGUGACGCCCUUCUGGCCAGCGGUGAUGAAAACCGCCUUGUCCAUGGAAGGGCUGGUGGGACUGGUCAAGUCCGGCUGGACUACUAUGAAAGGAGCUUUCGCCAUGACGCUCAUGAUCCAGGGCUACCAGCGAGGGCUCAUUAAAUUCGCUGCCAUCACUUGCAGGAAGCGGGAUUGACCGACUGAUUCAGUCCUUCCUCAUUUCUCAUGACAUCAUGGACAAUGUCGCAACCGAUUACAUUCUUAUGCCAGUGAGGAAUGGUUGCGUGGUUUCUGGUAAUCGUCAAGCUUCGGAGUAUAAGGGAUUGAGGUCUCCGCUAGUAGACUUUACUAUGGCAUAUUCAACCAUCUGUACCUUGAGGGAGUAAUCACCAAUUCGUGCAUACAUCAUUCGGCAAAAGAUCAUUGGACGUCUCUUCCAGAGAGAGGUGAUUUCUUUCGAGAAUCUUUCAUGGAUUCAUCGUUUGAUAGACGGGCUUACAGUCCGGCUGUUUUUGUGCUCAGAAUUUGCGGUGUUUUGGUGAUGUUUGAGAAUCUGUGGGCUGUCUGAGAUCCUGUUGGAGACGAAGCUUGUCAAAUGGUCUUUUCUAGUUCUUGUCCAUUGCAGUUUCCAUUGACUGCAAUUUAUAAAAGACAUCAACAUAGUUUUAGGUCUAAUAGUCGUUUCAUCACGUACUGCUUGUGACAUGUGUAACCAGGUCACGGUGGAUGUGCAGAUUUGACUGAACUCCAUUAAGCUGCACUGCAAGACUUAAGUUACAAUCAGCACCUGUUACAAUGCAUUUUUCAUGACUUUAUUUUAAAGUGAGUUUUCAAAGAGUUUUAUGAUAGCUUGAUUUUAAGCUUGAAAUGGUGUUGCAAGUCAAGUUUUAUGAAGAGUCUUCAUCUUUACAAGAAUUUCACAGAACUGUCAAAUAGGUGAUUAUAAUUUGGAACGGUCAUCUUUGUUACAUUGUGAAAAUAUGAAUUAUCCUACGUAUCAGAGAACGUUAUUCUGGGCUUGCAUGUGUUCAAUGAAUUUUGAAAAUAAAAAAGCAUCAUCUCA